Messenger RNA from Erinaceus europaeus (western European hedgehog), 1912 nucleotides. RefSeq lists its product as uncharacterized. NCBI's taxonomy places the organism in Eukaryota, Metazoa, Chordata, Mammalia, Eulipotyphla, Erinaceidae. Bases 399 to 1508 code for a protein of 369 amino acids. The record is from RefSeq and is a predicted model, not a curated record. The transcript is spliced from 10 exons.
UACUCUACUCUAUUCUACUCUACUCUAUUCUACUCUACUCUACUGUAUUCUACUCUACUCUAUUUUACUCUACUCUAUUCUACUCUACUCUACUCUCCUCUACUCUCUUUUCCCAUGUUUGCAAUCCCAACACUAACCCCUGUGCCACCUCCCAGGCCCAUAAGACACUCAAGAUUUUAAGGAUCCAUUCAGCUGUUACAACUUCCACUGUGCACUGACAUUUCCUGAGAUGACCCAAGAUCUAAAGCAAGCUAGAGAUGAAGAAAGAAAGGAAGAGUAAAAUGUCACCAAGCAAGACCAUCAAUUGAUCAAUGAGAACAAACAGCCUGAGAAUCAGACAUACAGAUGCUGCAUGUCCUGCGUCUACAUAGGGAACUCAAAGCCCAGAGCAGGUCACCAUGAACACACCCAUCAUCUGUGACUACGGUUCUGCCUUCAGCAAGGUGGGCUUUGCAGGAACAGACCAGCCCCGCUCCAUCUUCCCAACCAUCCUGGGGAAGUUUCGCUAUGAUUAUCCAAAGGUGGGACUGGAUAAAGAAGACUGCUUCAUCGGCAGAGAAGCUCAGGACAAACGAAGCCAACUCUCCCUGCAGUCUCCCAUCUCCCGGGGGGUCAUCGUCAACUGGGACGACAUGGAAAAGCUGUGGCACUACGCCUUCUACACUCAGCUCCACGUUGCCCCAGAGAAGCAUCCUCUGAUGCUGACAGAGUCUCCUACAAUCUCAAUGGAAGACAAAGAAAAAGUGUCACAGAUCCUAUUUGAGACCUUCAAUGUGCCUGCUUUAAACUUAUCCAACCAAGGGGUCCUCUCUCUUUUUGCCUCUGGCUACACAUCUGGAACCAUCAUCGAAUCUGGAGAAGGAAUGACGUACUUUGUGCCCAUCAUUGAGGGCUGUCCAUUGCAUCUUUCAACCCUCAAGACAGACGUGGCAGGUCAAGACCUAACCUUGUACCUACUGAAGCUCCUGUCAAAGGGAAGGAACGUGUUAGUGGGAACAGUGGACCAGGAGUGCAUCCGGCAGAUGAAAGAAAAAUGUUGCUAUGUGGCUUUGAACUUUGAGAAGGAGAAAGGCAACCUGGAUCCCUGCACAAAGAAAUUCCAGCUUCCCGAUGGCGAAGAGAUCACACUCGGGCAGGAGAGGUUCUUCUGUCCUGAAGCCCUUUUCCAGGCAGACCUCAUAGAGAAAAAUAGCCUUGGCAUCCACAUGUGGGCCUACAAGGCCAUUAGCUCCUGCUGCCCCAGCCUCUGGAAGGUCCUCUUCAGUCACAUCCUGCUCUCAGGAGGCACCGGCUCCUGCAAUGGCCUGCAGCAAAGGUUGCAGAGGGAAAUGUCCGAGCUGGUGUCCCCAACACUGGUUGUGAAGGUGUCCACCUGCCCGUUUUCUAGAUAUGGAGCCUGGAUAGGCGGCUCUAUCCUGGCCUCACUCUCCAGCUUUGAGAACAUGUGGAUCACUGACAAAGAAUAUAAAGAGAACGGCCUCUCCAUCAUCAGGAGGAGAAGCUACUGACGGCUGUGCAACCCCAUCACCACCAUCAGCACCAUCUCCAGGAUGGACACUCAGCUGAGCUGUCUCAAAGAGACCUCACAAGCUACUGUAAUGCAAAGAGCGCCCCGACCUCAGUUUAAAUUUAUAUAUAUCAAUAAAAGACAGCUCAUUACAUCCUGGAAAAUGCUCAGUGCUCACAAAUACCCGCUGUGUGAACCAGGAGUAGUGACGGGGAGUUGGGUAUAUCAGAGAAUGCUGUGUUGCAGUAACACAUAUCCCCAACAGCUUCCUAUCCUAAGGCAUUUCUGUUUCUCCCUCGUAAGGAUUUUCAUGAAGAUCAGUGAAGCUCUUGCCUCCUGUGUCCUCUCUGCAGCCUGUCUGGAGACAGGUGGCCAUGGGGGCAUAGUAAACUGAGAUCCGACCCA